This is a messenger RNA of Branchiostoma floridae (Florida lancelet), 7085 nucleotides long. RefSeq names its product neuroblastoma-amplified sequence-like. Gene Ontology annotation, biological process: retrograde vesicle-mediated transport, Golgi to endoplasmic reticulum. Lineage: Eukaryota; Metazoa; Chordata; Leptocardii; Amphioxiformes; Branchiostomatidae. Gene Ontology annotation, molecular function: SNARE binding. The record is from RefSeq and is a predicted model, not a curated record. Gene Ontology annotation, cellular component: endoplasmic reticulum membrane; Dsl1/NZR complex.
UAAAGUUCACCAGGGUCACGUCCACAGGUCUACGUGGACUUGUGAAAUGCGGAUGAUUCAAAUACCGCUCAGAUCCGACAGGGACGCGUAAAAUCUACCCGAUUGGCCAGGAUGGAAGUCCUGAAUCCUCCCGAAAACAUUCUAUACGAGCUCCUUCUCAGGGCAGAGUGGAAAAAGACACUAGAACCACCAAAACAGGAUGAAGUUUUGGUAUCCAGAUAUAUUCCUGAGCUGCUGGCACUUGGACCAGUCGGUUUAUCAGUUGCAGUAUUCAAGAAACUUGGAUCCUUAAUAUGGCGAGGAGACUUGCAUGGUCUGCCAGCACCUCUGGUCCAGUUCAAAGAUGCCCUAAUGGAUUGGGAUCUGCAGGUGUCCAGAGACAGGCAACUUGUUGCUGUACUACAAGACCAUAUGAUUGAAAUAAGGUCUUCACGAGAUGACUUCAGCACUGCUGUUGCAAAAUGCACAGUUGGAUCAGAUCCCCACCCCCAGUGGCGUAAGCUGUGCUGGAGUCCUGAUGGAGUCAUGCUGGUGUAUGCUGACAGCUGUGGGAGUGUGCAGGGACAUGAUGUCAUGGGGGCAAUGCUCUUCAACAUUCCUCAGGAAAGAUCUAAACAGAACGGACCAACAGACCUGAGAAAAGCUGUUUCAGGCAUGGCCUUCCUCCCUGCAAAGGAUGACCCAUCUUGGUCCUAUGAACUGCUUGUGAUGAACUACAAAGGAAAACUGACUAGUUAUCUUGUAAGUAACACCAAGGGUUACAUGGAGCAGCACAGCCAUUACCUUGUGGAUGUGUACGGGGGCUGGGCGGGAGAUAUCCUGUACCACCCGCAGCACAGUCUACUUCUGCUAGGGGGCAGCGCUAACUUCAUAGGUGGGUCAGUCUCCCCUGAUGAAGACAAUACUGCUGAAGCAGCAGGGGUGACCAGUUGGAGGCUGCUGUCUGGAUACCCUCACUAUGCUAGGGCAGAGACAUGGACAGCAGAGGGACAAAAGGAAAAGACAAGAAGUCUGGCAUCCUUGACUCAAUUGAAAGUGGUUGGGCUGUUCAAGAGAGGUCCACAGGAUGGAGUUGUGCAGAUGCACCUAUCACCUGAUGGACAGCUGCUGGUCACAGUGCACCUGUCAGGACAGCUGUGUCUGUGGCAGCUGCCAUCCCUGCGCAUACACAAGUGCUGGCACCUGGAGCAGCAGCCUGGCUGUGACUUGGCCAACCCAAACCAGGGGGGAACCUUGGCAAGGAGAAGUAAAGGUGUCUGCUCACUCUUCCCCCUGAGUGAUGUAAACUGGUGGUCUGACCAGGCCCUGAUCAUGGCGCGCCAGUCAGGGGCUAUCACCGUCUCCUCCACGGAGAGUCUGGACAACCUGCUGGGAGAGUCGCCCGAGUGGUUCGAGCCGGGACCACAGGUGUCUGCUGCUGUGGACGGAGAGUUCCUGGCACUAGAGGUUGAAAGGACAGAGAAGAAGCCAGAGCGCAGUGCAGGGGAGGGGGCAGAUGAUGAUGAUGAUGAUGAUGAAGACACAUCCAGAUUUAUCCAAGCAGCACAGAUUGUCAAGCAGGUGGUCAUUGGAUUGGCUAAAGGUGGCAGAAUUUCCCUGCCAAGAAAGAAACCCAGGGCUGUGCACUUCAGCUACUGUCUGAUGAGCUUAAGAUCAACAACCCCAGAAGAGCUCUUUGAACGAAAGCUUGAGAAUGAGGAGUAUGGAGAAGCGCUGAGCCUGGCCAAAGCGUACGGACUGGACAGCAAUCUUGUGUAUCAGAAACAGUGGCACAAACAUCCUGUUUCAAUAUCCAGUAUACAAGACUACUUGACUAAGAUACAGAAGAGGAGAUGGGUACUGCAUGAGUGUUUGGAACGUGUGCCGGAGGACAUAGAUGCUGCCAGGGAACUGUUGGAGUACGGACUCAGCAGGUCGGAUGUGGACACACUACUCACCCUGGAUGGAACGGAUGGUGUCAAGAAACCAGAAGAAGGCACAGAGGCAUGGGGCAGCCUGGAGAAUGCUGAUCAGAGUGAGUCUGACGAACAGGCUCGUAAGGAAGCCAUGCUGGAGAAGGUGGACUUUAGCAAACUGAACUAUGAACAGAGCGACCUUUGUCGGGUACGACAAAAGAUCCUGGCGUACUUAGACCGGCUCUUCACGUAUGAGGAAAUUCUUGGUGGAGGUGAGCAGGCAGCAGAGAGGUACAACAGUCAGUACUUCAGUGUGUUCCGCCAACAGAACAUUGUGGAGUUAGCCCUGGACAUGGCCAGGAAAAAUGAAUGGCAAUCAGUAGAGAUACUGUUUGCAAAUCAUCAUGAGGAACUGCUGCCACACAGGCUUGCUAUCCUGUCCAACUUUCCAGAAACUACAAGUCCUUUUGAAUAUCAAACCCUUCUGCCAGUAGCAAGUGUGGAGGAAACUCAGGCGAUGUUGGAAGAGUGGAAGGAAAACCAACCACGGGAAAGAGAUUGGUGUGAGGAGGUACCAUGCAGAAAUGCAGUGGAACCUUUGGUUGUGGAUCCAGGGGCAUUUCUGUAUGAAAACAACACACAGAUGGAAAAGUUCAGGGUGGCCUUGCCUGAUGAGAAGCUGGUGUCCCAGUGGUACCAGGAGAGAGCCAUGUCCAUAGAGGCCUUGUCUCAUCAGGUGGACAAUGCCUUGGAGCUAGUGCGACUUGGGAUGGAGAGGGAUGUCCAAGGCUUACAGCUUCUCCAUGAUGACCUGGUUACCCUGGAGAUGCUGGUGUACGAAUGCCAACCAGAUUCCAUAGUUGACCUUCAGAAGUUCCAGAAGCUUCCUGACCUUGAAAGACUACAGCUGCUCAUGGCACAGUCCAGUGCGGAUGACUACAUGAAGAAUAUAAGGCACCGAGCGUUGCCCUUCCUCCAGCGCUGUGAUGCUAAGAAACCCAACAGUGGUACCAAACUACUUCAGGACUACAUGGUGAUGAUUGCAAAAGAUGAUCUAUCACUGGUGGUAAAAAUUUUCCAGAGUUCCAGGCCUGAGGAGGCUGUGCCCAUUAUUUCUGAGGUUGACCAGCUCAUGUCCCUAGCUCUGGACUGUAUUUAUACAUGUGAGAGCAGUAAACAACUGUCACAUGCCUUUGCCAUAUUGGAGUGUCUUCCACAGAGGGGUUUUGGAAAUGAGACAGAGAAGACAGCUGGACUACAUGAUGAUGUUGACAAGCUAGAAGCCCAUCUCAGUGCUGCAGAGGUACUACAGAAACAUGGAGUGUUAAAACCUGUCUUCAACAUCAGAGAGACUCAGGAUGACAAAGACUGUGCCAGAAAACUGUUUGUUCAACUGACGAAGCAGAUUGCCAACAAGAAGCAGCCCCUGAGUAAGGGAGAAUGUCAGGAGGUUCUACGGGAUAUUUUAGACCUACAGAAGAAGGUUUAUCAUUGCCUAGAUGCUUCACUGUGCUAUGAGUUCGUCUAUGUGAAGACAAGCUGACUCUGAUCUCAAAAGUCCUUGACAGUGACUGUAACUCUUACAAGCAGUCUGGAAAGUUGCUAGAGCUGGGAGAUCUCCUAAUGAUUCACGCCAAAAGUAAAGAAGAAAGAACUGGCAAGAUUCUUACUCUUGCUGCAGAGACAGCACUCAAGAAAGCUGACUACUCACACACCUGCAGGAUGUGUCUGCAGCUGAAGUCCCUGGGGUAUGCACCUGGCUGGCAGGUGUGUCAGCAGCUGGCCACCAAUAACAACUUCACAGACUACAGAGCAAGGAUGGAACUGUUAUCCUUCUCCCUGACUCACUGCCAACCAGACCAAAUCUCCUCUGUCCUCAAAGUUAGGAACCAGAUCAUGCUUCAGAACAUGGUCUUCAACAGUGAAGAACUGUCAGAAACAGACAAGGAACUACCAGGUAGCCAGGAAUGGAUGGAGGCAAUACAGCAGCGCCUGCAGCAACGAGUCAAACUGCUAGGGGGCGAUGACAUCCCUAUUGCUUCAGCACCCAUCCAGCAUCAAAAGGUUCAGCCCUUCUAUGCCACGGUUGUUCCCAGCACAGAGAAAAACAAGGAGGUGUCGUCAAGUUUCUACACGGCUCCUGAGAGAGCGGCCACAGGAGAGCCAGAGUGGAGACUGUUACGCAGCAUUAUCCUGUACCACAUGGCAAACCUGCACACACAGGCAUCUGUGGACGUUCAUGCCCCCCUAGGACUGGCCAUUGCUUCAGCCCAAGAUGACAUCGCUGUGAUGUUGGCACACUUACUUACUGCACAAGAGGUUGAACAGGCAGAGAAGUGCCUGAAGCGUCUGCCCCAGUCUGCCAUCACCCUGCAGCUGGCUGCCUACUACUACGCUGUCUUACUCUUCACCAGACAACAACCCACCAUCACUACUGACACGGUCAACCCCUGCUACCUGUACCCUCCAAAAUGGUUGAUCAAGGCUACAUUGAAGGUAAACUCCCAGCUGUGCACCUCAGAAGACAGCAAACUGUCAGUGGAAAGAGUGUCUGAGUGGAUCAGCCUUCUGCAAGACUUCACACAAGUGUCCAUGCUGAAGAACCUGGGCAAAGGGGUUGAUGUUUCAAGGUUUUUAUCUGAUGAAGAGUACAAGAGAGAGACCAUCCUUGGGCUGGCAAUGACACUGGACCUGUCUGUGUUGGAGGCAGCUGUAUCUAUGGCAACCCAGUACAGAAUACCAGUAUGGGAGGUUCACAUGGCUUAUCUGGAGUUCCUCUUCACUGACAGCCAAUUGCCAGUGAAAAGUGUUGAGGAGAAACUGCAGGAGACAGACACGCUGUCUGUCCUGGCAUCAUCCCCUAACGAGAUGGCCCAGCGUAUGGAGGAAAGUGUUUACCCCAGCCUGGCUGGCACAGACCACGGCACACUCAUGUACUACUUCCAGGUCAUGGCAGGCAGCGGCACAUCUCUGGAGCCCUGUGGGCUGAAACCUUCCAUCCAUACCUCUCUUCUCAGGAAGAUUAAACCAGCUGCUCCAGGUCUCGACUACAAACAGCUGUUUGAAGGCACAGAUGAUCCCCUGGAUGUGUUGAGGAGUGUUGUGACAAGCAGCAAUGUACAUGUGCUUGCCAAGUUGGCCAAUAAGAUUCCAGCAAAGGAGGGAGGUUUUCUGGAGUCCUCUGAGGUCUAUCGUACCUUCCUGCUUUCCUUCUUCUGGAAUGAGGAGGCCCUAAACUCUGACUUGCUGAAUGACAAGGAGGAGUGUUCAGAGAGGUACUCUGCCUGUAGUGAAUUCUUGCCCCGACUGAUGCCCUCCGACAUCAUGACCUUCACAGACAACGUGGUGUUCCACUCACAAGCACCUGUCAAGAUGCAUGUAGAAAGCCGUAUUGCCAUUAUCAAAGAUGUGAUGGACUUCACCAGUAAAUCUUCAAGCAAGCAGAAAGAUACCAAAAAGCAGGACAACACCACACUAGCAGAUGUCACAGACUGGCUGGAGAAAUCCCUGCAGCAUCUACAGACAUUAAGAGAUGACGUCAUUGUCGGUCUGCGGGAAAGUUCAGAGGGUAGGGAAAGAAGUUAUGCUAUGGUCUAUGAUCUCAGCCAAGGGGAAACAGACAAGAUAAGAGCCCUUGUGGUAAAAAUGUUGAUAGAUGGCACCCCUCUAGACACAGUGGACAGGGUCCUCAGUCUGGGCAGGGUCCAGGGCUUCACUGUUGACCAUGCAGCCAAGCAGGCUCUCAGGGAGAUCCUAAAGCACAUCAGAGAGGGGGGGACAGCUCACCCAGAUUCAACCUCACAGCUGGUGACUUUCUUGACAAAUGUACGAGACUGUACACAAAAUGGAGAAGACAUUGUGUCAGUGAAAGAACUGCUGCCACUAGUCCACGACUUCUGUGCAGACAUGUCAGUCAGCAGCGACAAACAGCUCAACGUGGUCAAAUUAGUACAACAGCACCUUGAAGUAGAGGUAGAGGACAAACAGAUACUGCUGUUCUGUCACACCAACGCCAUGGCAACACAGAACUGGGGUCUGCAGAUCCAGCGACAGGACAUGGCUGAUGACUCUGCAAGACAAACAUUGUACCGGACCCUCCUGGACAAAAGCAGCUCAGUGGAACAGUUCCAGGCCUUGGUUACAAUACUAUGCAUGUGGCCUAAACUGCCAUCCAGCUCUGCAAGUGAGCCCGAAAACAACAGUUGGGUGCAGGUGCUGUCAGCACGGAUACGCUGCUAUUCCCAAGGAGACCAGCUUGAUGCUGACCUGGAGAAGGAUGUCUGCUGUCUGAUCAGCACAAUGGACAGCACAAGACAGCUGUUCAACAAAGAGUGUACAGAACACCUGACUGAGCUGUUGGUGGGAGUGAACAGGACAGCUGCUGCUGCUAAGGUCACCUUGCUGUCUCCAUAUGAACAGCUGUACCCAGGUGCUGUGGCACUGCUGACAAAGUCUUAUUCACAGGAUGAGGCAACUGUGGACAGAGAGGCAUUAGAAUUACUCCUGUCCCGACAUCUGGCAGCACAAGUGGUGGAGACCCCACUUUAUAGGGCAUUGCUAGACUACGUACUAGAGUGUGGUGUGGCAGACACAGUACAGGAGAUGGCACAGCAACUCGCAGCAGCUGGGUAUUCUGCUGAGGCAGGAAGUCUCACAACAUCUUCUCAAAUGUCUCAUCCAACCUUACGGGUCCUGGACACAGCUUUCCAUUAUGUACAGCAACUAUGGAAAUAAUGCUAAUUUACUGUUGAAAAUAUAGGAAAUACCUGUCAAGUCAAGAAGUAUCAUAUCAUUAUAGAUAGGGUAUGUGAAUGAGCUAAUUUCAUUAAAAUUUUGAUAGCACAAGAGCACCAACUUAAUGAUUUAGUUCGAUUGUGCAAUUAUUCUUGCUUGAAAUAUUGAAUGACUUCAUAAAUACCUUAUUUGUGCCAAGAGAAAUGUACAUUGUACAAGGUGCUGUAUAUAAAUUGGGUCUGCACUCUUGGUUUUAUCGUAGCUAUGAAAUAAAGUAAAUGAAUACAGUUACAGGACAAUGCCAGGAAAAAGCAUUUAUACACAGCCUAAUGUAUUUAGUUCAUGAAUAAUAUCUGUCACUGCACAAGCAACUGCAUACAUGUAUUGAGUCUCAUGGUGAGCACAGUGCUAGUCUGAUCUUGAAGUGUUGCAAGUCCAAGUAAAUUAAAUUUGAAA